Messenger RNA from Protobothrops mucrosquamatus (brown spotted pit viper), 422 nucleotides. Its product is annotated as zinc metalloproteinase/disintegrin-like. NCBI's taxonomy places the organism in Eukaryota, Metazoa, Chordata, Lepidosauria, Squamata, Viperidae. The record is from RefSeq and is a predicted model, not a curated record. The transcript is spliced from 3 exons. Gene Ontology annotation, biological process: proteolysis. Gene Ontology annotation, molecular function: metalloendopeptidase activity. The coding region runs from base 168 to 407 and encodes 79 amino acids.
UUCUGUUUCUUCUCCAUCUCUGAUCACCCUUUUCCACAUUGUUUUACAGAGGAUAUUUCAAGCUUCAAGGGCAGACGUACCUUAUUGAACCCUUGAAGCUUCCCGACAGUGAAGCCCAUGCAGUCUACAAAUAUGAAAAUAUAGAAAAAGAGGACGAGGCCCCCAAAAUGUGUGGAGUAACCCAGAAUUGGGAAUCAGAUGAGUCCAUCAAAAAGGCCUCUCAGUUAUAUCUUACUCCUGAACAACAAAGAUUCCCCCAAAGAUACGUUAAGCUUGCAAUAGUUGUGGACUACGGAAUGUACACAAAAUACAAUCGCGAUUCAAAUAAGAUAACAGUACGGGUACAUGAAAUGGUCAACCACGUAAAUGAGGUAAGAGGACAUGGUGAAUAUUAUUUCACUUGUUGAUUUUAAACUUCUCUC